GUUCUAGUAGCACCACUGGUGAAAACACUAUGUUUUGUGUUUCUUUAAUAGUGAUUAAUCUUUUAUUAGGUGAAAUGAUUUGCCACCGAUUUUAUCCAUGCGAAUCGACACUACAAGUAAAGGUCAAACUACAAGUUUAUUUUUUACUGAUUUUUUUUCCGUGUUCAAAAUUUGUCAUGGUAAAAUAGUCAGUCUGAGGGCAAAUAUACAAACACAUCAACAAGAAGAUGCAAAGUUUUUUCUUUGUCACGAUUGUUCUUUUCCAAUCACUUGGAGUUUCAAGCCAAAAAGACUCCCACAAUAACUCGCUGGAGGUACGCAAAACGACGAGACACCAUCCACUUUCAUCAAGAAAUACGAUAGAUUACAUAUCACAAAGAAAGCCCCAGAAUGCUGACGCAAAUGAAAGAGUAAAGAGUAAAGAAGAUGCAGGGUUUCUAAGCAAGCGCCAAUUUAUCCCCAGGAUGUACGGAGGGGUUCCAUACCUACAGCAGCAGUUCAAUGAUGAACAGAUAGAAAGACCAGGAGACGAAGACGGCCCUUGUGCCAACAGCCCGUGUCGUCAUGACAGCAGGUGCAUCCGCAAGAGGCAUGGGUACUACUGCAGCUGCGCACCAGGAUUUAUAGGAAAACACUGCGAAGCUCGCAAGGAGUGUGAUCCUGACACGUGCAAGAACGGUGGGACUUGCACAGAGGAAGCCCAGGGGCGACACUUGUGCACAUGCGCAGUAGGCUUUCGCGGAGACAAUUGCGAAGAGCCUAGUAAGUGUCACCCUAGCCCGUGCCGCAAUGGCGGCGAAUGCAGUGAAACUGAGGAGGGCUACACGUGUCUGUGCCGAGAGGGCUUCCGAGGAAAGGACUGCGAAGACUUAAACCAGUGUGAUCCCAAUCCCUGCAAGAACUCUGGCACGUGCUUCGAGCAGAAUGGCGACUUUGUUUGUAACUGUCCGAAAAUGUACCGCGGGAAAACGUGUGAAGUUGUUAGCGAAUGCACAGCGGCUCGUUGCGUCAACGGAGGGAGCUGCCAUGAUACGGCUACCGGUUUCAAGUGCAAAUGUCCGUUUGGUUACUUUGGAAACAGAUGCGAAGUCACUGCCUGCCAACCAAACCCGUGUUUAAACGGGGGACUGUGCUCAAGAUUCGGGACCCAGCACUCGUGUCAGUGCGCCAGGGGGUAUUCUGGGAAACACUGUGAAGAGCACAGUCCUUGCGGCACAAGCAUCUGUAUGAAUGGGGGCACGUGCGUGGACAACACCUUCACUAACAGUAGGUACGGGUUCGCGUGUGUGUGCCCUCGUGGAUAUACCGGCAUCCUGUGCGAGAAACAUCGCAAGCGUAACAAGGUGUCAGAUGACGAUGAUGACGACGAUGAUCACUCGCAUCAUGAUGACAAUGAUGACAAGUUCCAUUACAAUGAUGAUGAUUAUGAUGCGGAUGGCGACGAUGACAAAAGACAUAAAGUGACCAAAUUUGGGAAAAUUACAAAAUCCGCGAAGAAUGUAACAGUCAAUAAAACUCAAAAGAAAGGUUCAGUUGCUAGGACCUCUAUCAAGGGCCCAGUUGCUAAGGCUGUAAAUAACACAUCUGUUACUAAGGUCCUAGAAAAAACACUUGUUGCUAAGGCGUCAGGAAAGGAAAUCAAAACUGAGGUUGCUAACGCGAAUUAUGUUGCUAAGGCCAUUAAGAAUCAUGAUAAAAAGGCUGUUAUCAAAUCCCGUGUUGCUAAGGCUUUGAAAAAAAUGUAAUAUGUUCAAAAUAAUUUGCUUGAAAAAAAAAGCAAGUUUGUGCCAAAACAGUCAAGCGUGAAAAAAAUUAAAACAGAAUGCAAAAUGUUGUACUUAUUGUAUCACUCGUAGAAGUCUAAGUAAAAGUGUCUUUCAACAAUCCGAUGGCUCUUGUAGUUCGAAUAAUUUAAUGAUCACAAUAUUUAAAAAAAGCUUCCUUAAUUGUGUUUGAUUUUGAGGAUUAUUUUUUCACUGCUCCUGUAUUUUUUUUACCUCGACACAAUGGAACAAGCAAGAAAGACAGGAGAGCUUUUUCUCGAAAAAAGAUCUAAGAAAGGGGCGUGGGGUGAUUAUGGAAAAUGUCUCUAUGACGGAUCUUGGGAUGGUGGUCCGACACAACUCGCAACGCCCUUCCUAUGAAGUAAUUCAUUUUAGCUUCACUGUGUAUUUAUCUUUAAUACUUCUAAGAUCCAAUUCUUAAAAUAACUGUUUGUAAGAUACACAGUUACAAAAGAGUCUAAUAAAAGCACUUGAUUCUGAAAAGGUUUUCAAG
Molecule: messenger RNA, 2277 nt
Organism: Nematostella vectensis (starlet sea anemone)
Lineage: Eukaryota; Metazoa; Cnidaria; Anthozoa; Actiniaria; Edwardsiidae
Product: adhesive plaque matrix protein 2-like
Exons: 8
Coding region: 228-1745 (505 amino acids)
Biological process (GO): establishment or maintenance of epithelial cell apical/basal polarity; heterophilic cell-cell adhesion
Cellular component (GO): plasma membrane; protein-containing complex
Molecular function (GO): calcium ion binding
Source: RefSeq, a predicted model, not a curated record